Cucumis sativus (cucumber) is the source of this 1847-nucleotide messenger RNA. Its product is annotated as glutathione S-transferase PARB. The transcript is spliced from 3 exons. The record is from RefSeq and is a predicted model, not a curated record. Gene Ontology annotation, molecular function: glutathione binding; glutathione transferase activity. Bases 119 to 763 code for a protein of 214 amino acids. NCBI's taxonomy places the organism in Eukaryota, Viridiplantae, Streptophyta, Magnoliopsida, Cucurbitales, Cucurbitaceae. Gene Ontology annotation, cellular component: cytoplasm.
UCACUUUCCCAUUAUAAGAAUUUCCGCCAUUAAUCACUUUAAAACCCAUCUCUUUGUUCAAACCCAUCUCCAUUUCUAAUCACUUUCUACAAUUCAAUCCCUCUUCAAGAUUAAUUCAAUGGCCAGCAUCAAAGUCUAUGGACUCGCCCUUUCCACACCCACAUGCAAGGUUCUAGCUUGUCUCUACGAGAAAGACCUCGAAUUCGAGUUUAUCAAUGUCAAAUUGCACGAAGGCGAACAUAAGAAACACCCUUUUCUCUCCAUCAAUCCUUUUGGUCAAAUUCCUGGAUUCCAAGAUGGGGAUUUAACACUUUUUGAAUCUAGAGCAAUCACACAAUACAUCUCCGCAAAUUAUACUAAUAAUGGAACCCAAUUGAUUCCCCAAGACUGCAAAGAAGCAGCUGCAUUAUUAACAUGGAUUGAAGUGGAGAGUCAUCAUUUUAAUCCACCAGCCUCUAAACUUGUGUAUGAGAUAUAUUUAAAGCCAAAGCUUGGAUGGGGUGAGACAGAUGGUGCAGUGGUUGAGGAAAAGGAAGCCGAGUUAGCCAAAGUUGUUGAUAUCUAUGAGAAGAGGUUGGCUGAAUCCAAGUACUUGGCUGGGGAAGCCUUCAGUUUGGCUGAUCUUCACCAUAUUCCAACGUUAGGGUUCUUGUUGGAGACGCAAACCAAGAAAUUGUUUGAAGCUCGGCCCCAUGUCAAUGCUUGGGUGGCUGAUAUCAUGGCCAGGCCGGCUUGGGCUAAGGUGCUUGCUUUGCGCAAGUAAUAUGGAUGGUUUUGACUUUGCAGAUAAGCCUUCACUAUAUCAUGAAAGCUUUAAAUAUAUAUCUAAAUGUUGUGUGUGAUUGUCUUUUGCUUUUUGUCUGUUGUAAUAAGUUGGUUUGUGCAAUUUGUUGUUCAAUGUUUGGUUGAUGCAACUUUUUGUAAUGCUUAGGUGAGGUGUGUCACUUUACAAUCCAAUGGUCAUGUAUAUUAGAUACAAGCAGACAGUUAGACUCGGUUUAUCGAUCAAACCGCUACUAAAUCGACUAGAUUGGUUUAACAAAUGUUCAAAACGACUCCAACCAUGAAAGUGUGCAAACUCCAACCAUGAAAGAGUGCAAACUCAUUGUUGGUUGGUUUAUGUUGAUUCAAACCCUUGAAAAAUCAGUUUGGUCUGUUUUAAUCAAUCGGUUUGCAAUUCAAUUUAUUAUGCUUGCAAUUCGGUCUAUUAUGCUCGUCCUUAAUGUAUAUCUUUGAACUAAAAAUGUUAAUGUUUCAAAGACAAAAAUAAUUUUUUGGUCUCUAAGAAUAACAAUCUAAUCAAUAAACUUUGUUUUCUAACAAUUUAGUACCCGCACUUAUAGAUUUGUAAAAUUUGAUCCCUAAACUUCAAUAAAUAUUAGGUUAGUCAUUAUAUUUCACAAUUUGUAACAACUUUAAUCCCAAACGUGAAAAAUAGUAUUAAGUUUAAUUAAAUUUCCUACCCAUCUUAAAUUGUUAUACUGAUUAAGAGUCGAAUAUGAACCACGUUAAGUUGUAAUUAUCAUCCAAAUGAGUUUGAUUGAGCAUGUAUCUUUGGAGGUAAGGGUUUAAUCUUUCACCUUUCACCUCAUCUUUGCUGUACCAAAAAAAAUUUGACAAUUGAGUUUUAGAUUCUUUCACAAUAAGAGUAAGUACUUGAAAUAAAUUAAAAGUACCAUUUAUAGAAAUGCAUAUACUAAAAAGUAACUUUCUUUAAUCAUAUUUAACUUCUUUUGACAGAGAAGCAAAAUUACCCAAAGUGGAACUUUGCAAACAAAGUCAAUUAUUUCUAUUUUCCAUACAUACAUAAUAAGAGAUAAAGACAAACUACACCCAUGAACCAAAAA